Molecule: messenger RNA, 1641 nt
Organism: Penicillium brevicompactum
Lineage: Eukaryota; Fungi; Ascomycota; Eurotiomycetes; Eurotiales; Aspergillaceae
Product: putative actin-related protein RO7
Exons: 1
Coding region: 1-1641 (546 amino acids)
Biological process (GO): microtubule-based movement
Source: RefSeq, a predicted model, not a curated record
AUGGCGAGCGACUCUCCUUCAACAAAUGCCAGUAAACGUGCCUCUGCAACUUCCAACCUACGACACAGCCAAACAGCACGACCGGCCUCGCCUCAUACCCCACAGCAACCAAUUCGAUCAGGAAGUACUUCAUUUGCAAGCAACACGUCCCCCAGUUCCUCGUUCCGAAGCGAAGAAGACGCGAUCAUAUUCGAGAUAGGUGCACGAUGGCUGCGCGCGGGCUUUGAGGGGGCUAGCACACCCGAAUGUGUGGUUGGAUUUGGACCCGAACAAUCGAGGAGAGUGGGAGACUAUCGAGGAUGGAUACAAGGGAGCGCCGGAGCUGCACGACUACCGCAACCCGUUGACGCGGAAGACUGGGCGCGAGCAUAUGAGCUAUGGCGCCCGGACUCAAGGGAGGUCGAUCUGGGCUUGGUCGAAGACAAGAUUGAGCGCGCGUUUCGGGAAACAUACAAUCAAUUUCUCUUGACCGAUGCAGGCACAUCUCGCCUGGUGCUCGUUCUGCCGUCCCUCAUGCCACAUCCAUUGCUUUCGUCUCUUCUUUCGACCUUAUUCAGUCGUUGGCGCUUUUCAAGCGCGACUCUUUUAUCCAGCGCGACCAUGUCUGCCGCAGCUGCAGGAUUGCGGUCGGCCUUGGUGGUCGAUCUGGGCUGGGCGGAGGCGACAGCUACGGCAAUUUACGAAUACCGAGAGAUUUCUACCAGGAGGACCACCCGGUCUAUGAAGCACUUGGUGCAGGAAAUGGGGCGACUCCUCACUUCAUUGGCUUCCAGCGGAGGCGACAGCAACGAGGCCGCUGAUGACAUUUCAAUUGGUUUUGCGUAUUGCGAGGAAGUGGUCAGUAGAUUUGCAUGGUGCAAACUCAAAAACGGCGAUAAUGCAACUUCCGAACAAGACGAUCGCACAUUGGCAAUCCCUUCGCCUGCAAAUCCGGAGCAAGAAUACAUGGAUGUGCCGUUCUUGCGUUUCGCUGAGCCUACGGAGAAAGUGCUCUUCGCACCAGGCAUCCCAGAACAUGAGAUGGAUGACGAGGAAAAAUCACUACCGCUACUAGUUUAUAACACCCUCCUUGCACUCCCUCCUGAUGCACGAGGGACAUGCAUGUCACGUAUCGUGUUUGUUGGUGGUGGAUCUCGAAUCCCUGGUCUGCGCCAACGCAUUCUUGACGAAGUUUCAAGUCUGAUCGCCCGCCAUGGAUGGAGUUCAAUUCGAGGAAAAGCACUUGAGCGACAGCGAGAAAGGCUGGAACAGCUGAAGCUAUCAUCUCAAAAACCUAUCACCCAAACCAAAACCCCCGAGAGCAACGAGGAAACUUCACCCAUCGAUGGGGAAGUCCCAGACCCCUCGAAGACGGAGCCAGAGAUCGACUUUGUGGAACAAAAGCUCCGUCGCCAGAACAAAGAUGUACCUGUACCCGUCCAAGGCGUGUUACGUGAAAUCGAAUCACUCGGUCCUUGGGCUGGUGCGAGCCUAACGACUAGUUUGAAGAUCCGUGGCAUGGUGGAGAUUGAAAGAGAGAAAUUCCUGCAGCAUGGACUUGCCGGAGCUACUCGAGAUAUCGACCACCCUGUCCCUGAUCGUCGGUCGGGCCUGAGAUCCGGUGGUGAUCGGUCGAGCUGGACUUUGGCAGGAUGGGCAUAG